UUUGUCUCGCCAUCGAGUUUGGCUGAGUUGAUUAUGGCUUCGGCUGAAUCUCAUGUUGACAUAGAGCAACAAAUUCUAAAUAUUAUUGCUUCUACUGUUCCGAACGAAGCGAAGAAAACUUUAAUAGAGUACUGUUGUAAGCAAUCACUGGAAUUAUUGCAGCAAGACGCAUGUCAUAGUGUUUUAAAACACGCCAUUGAAUGGAUCGUGCGUGAAUCGGACGAGUUAUUGAUCGACAGUGGUCGAAUGUUGUUGAAGACUUGUGCUCAAAAUAAACCAUCGGCUCUUGCUUCAUUUUUUACAGAAACCGUUUUGUUAACAUUGCUCAAAGCGAACGAUGCUGAACCAAAUCGCAUACUAGACAUUAUAAAUUGCGUGUUUCCAUAUUUGAAGACGUCAUCCAAAAUCUACCCACGACUAUGUAAAAUUGUGUGUCAAGAAGUUACAACAUGGUUAACUCGAGAUGAGAUACAGUUUUGUGGUAGUGUGGCUAUGUUUUUGGAGGAAAAUUUUGAAUAUUUACUAGACAUACAACAUGAACUACUCAGAGUAAAUAUUCGAAUGAUUCAAUGUCUUGGCAAAACAAAAAUUCCAAAUGUAUCCAAAGAUGCAAUGAUUGAAUUUUUCGAUAAAGUGGAAUGUAUCUGCAAAUUUCUUCGCACUAUUUGGGCCAAAGAUACAUCACAAAGCUUUAUAAUGAUCUCGGUCAAAGAAUGCUUUGAAAUAUUGUCAAACCCAAGCUAUCAAAGUACUGUGGCUUUAGCAAGUCUUACUAAUUACAUACCAGAAGAUGUCAUUAACCCUAUAAUUGGUGAUGUCACUGUUUCAAGCACCAUAACUGAUGAUACUAUUCUCUCUGGAUUAUCAAAAAUGGUGCAGUGGCUUGUAUGGCCAAAAAAAACAAAGGUUGCACUGUGGCUGUUGACAUUUUUCAGGUGUUUAGGGAAAAGUGGGAGGAAAAAGGUCUUGCAACAACUCAUUCUGGAUAGAAUAUUACAGGUCCUCAGCAGAGUAUUUAUGCCUGUAAUCCGUGAAAGCAAUUUUGUAGUUCUGGUCAACAUGCUUAUGAACUGUUUGGAUUCACCUUUUGCAUUUCAUAAGAUUAUUCCAUUUGUUCCAAAUCUCAUGGAUCGUUUACGAAAAGAAAAAAAGGAGCAAUCUAAUCAUUAUUUAACUGCAUUAGGAGAAUUGAUGUUUACACUAAUGUACAGAUUUCCUGAUAAUUCAGGAGUUAUUUAUGGACCUCUUUUACUUGCUUUAAAAGAUAUUUCCAAACCAACCAUUGAAAUGAUGAACAAAUGGAUCCACUCUGCAUCAAACAUUGGACAUGCAAGUGAGAAUAGUGAACCUAAGACAAGUUUCAUCUUCACAACAGAGAUGUUGAACUUAGUCAAAAACAAAAGCAGGACUGGAUUAGUGAAUUUGGGAAAUACAUGUUACAUGAACAGUAUCUUGCAGUGUCUCUUCAUGCUUGAUGUGUUUCGUAAUCAUUUGUUCGCAAGGCCUGCCUCACAAACUAGACACCCUGUUCUGUAUAGUCUGCAAGAUGUCAUCACAUUUUUACUUCUAUCCAAGCGAAAUGCUGUAGCACCUGAAAAUUUUGUUCGACAUUCUCGUCCACCCUGGUUUCCUGCCAGGACUCAACAGGACUGUUGUGAAUUUGUUCAUUACUUGAUGGAUAAAUUAGAGGAAGAAGAUAAAUCCCUGUUACAGGAUAAGGUAGAAACAGCGACACCAGCAACAAAUAUUGUCGAAGAACAUUUUAAAGGCGUUCUUUGUGUUACAUAUGAAUGCAUGACUUGUGGAAAUGAGUCAAAACACAAGGAAGACUUCACAGAUAUACUUCUUGCAUUUCCGGAAGUAUUGCCUGUUAAUGCUGAGACACCAAACUCCAGUAAUCUUCCAACACAGGAAGAAAAUCCUAAAAGUUUAAAGGGUGGAGAUCAAGUUCGAAAUUUACAAGACAGUAGAUACAAGGAAGAUUCGUUUGAAACAUCCAAAGAAAAAGCGUCUAACGUCCAAACAAAACCAAAAUCAUCAACGGAUAGUCCAACCACAGUGAAACAAGACGUCAGAAAUCGCUGUACGUUUACCAUUAACGAAAUGCUUGAUUAUUUCAUGAAACCCGAACAACUCACUGGCAAUAAUCAGUAUUUUUGUGAUGAAUGUCGUGCUAAUGUUGACGGGGAGCGCCGUGUACAAAUAACAAAGUUACCGAAGUUUCUCGUUCUCUCUUUAAAACGCUUUAGUUUUGAUGUGAAGAGUCAGACAAAACCAAAAUUAUUACAUGUUGUAGACUAUCCAGAAGAACUAACUUUCUGCAGUGUUGGUGAAAGUAUUCUCUUACAGUCAAAUAAAGAAGAUGAGGAAAUUGCGAUGAAGAUCGAUGGUGAAGAAGAUCAAGCCAUGGACACAUCAUUUUCAUUAUAUCCAUAUAAACUAUGCUCUGUGGUCGUUCAUUCCGGUCAUACUUGUGAAGCUGGUCAUUAUUACAGUUACGCUUUAGAUACUUCCAGAAACGGCAGUGAUUCAAAACGAAAUCAAUGGUAUUGCUUUAAUGAUGAAAAUACUUAUGAAACGUCGUAUAAGGAUUUCGUGGAAAGAGAGAGGAACAGCGUAACUGACACGACAUAUAUUGUGAUCUAUAUGAUUGAUAAACCAGGAAUGAAUGAAGCGUGUGAACAGACUGAAGCUCCAGCCGAGAUGAUAACCAGGGUUGAACAGGAUAAUCGCAAGUAUCUACUGGAAAGAUCGACACGUUCUUCAGUUCAACAACAAAGUAAAGCGGUGGAAGGCCGCAAUAAAGAAGACGACGACUCACCCCCACCUGGGAGUUGUGGCUCUAAUGGUUCAAGCUUUUCCGUCCCUGGAAAUAGGUUCAUUUUUUAACAAAUGAAUCCUCGAGAUUUGCGGGUAUCCCACUCCAGUAUAUAUAGAAAAGAAUGCCGAAAUCAAUGUUAUUGUAGUGACACGGAUGCAUUGUCUGUGUGGGGCAGGAUCAUGCAACACGUCCAGUGUGUUGUUACGUAGUUUGUUACUAAUAAUACCUUAAAAUUAUUAGAUAUAACUAUAUGUACGAGGUGUUUAAACGAUUGUUUUUCACAUAUUGACUAGUGAGGAUCUGGGAUUUAAGAGUGUGAAGCCCUCGUAAACUUGUCAUGGGAGCUGUUUUAAAAUGCGUUGAGUUUCUACGAAAAUAAUAAUUUUGAAAUGACUAUGAUAAAUUAGUUUGUUAUCUUGGUGAAGCGUACCUCAAAUUUGUAACAACAAUAUAAAAGGUUUAUGUGCUGAAGGGUACCACAAACCCGCAAUCAAUGGUCUCAAAUAUCUAAAAAUGGCUUUCAAAAAAUGCGACAACUCAACAGAAUUAGUGAACAACAAGAGGUUUUAUUGUA
This is a messenger RNA of Dendronephthya gigantea, 3395 nucleotides long. RefSeq names its product ubiquitin carboxyl-terminal hydrolase 35-like. Gene Ontology annotation, biological process: protein deubiquitination. The record is from RefSeq and is a predicted model, not a curated record. Gene Ontology annotation, cellular component: cytosol; nucleus. The coding region runs from base 34 to 2889 and encodes 951 amino acids. NCBI's taxonomy places the organism in Eukaryota, Metazoa, Cnidaria, Anthozoa, Malacalcyonacea, Nephtheidae. Gene Ontology annotation, molecular function: cysteine-type endopeptidase activity; cysteine-type deubiquitinase activity. The transcript is spliced from 7 exons.